This is a messenger RNA of Alligator sinensis (Chinese alligator), 3457 nucleotides long. RefSeq names its product C-type lectin domain family 2 member D-like. The coding region runs from base 763 to 1431 and encodes 222 amino acids. The transcript has 6 exons. NCBI's taxonomy places the organism in Eukaryota, Metazoa, Chordata, Crocodylia, Alligatoridae. The record is from RefSeq and is a predicted model, not a curated record.
UUAUCCGCUCAUCUGCCUGGGACUCUGUUUUUUAUUGUGGUAUUGCUUUUGUUUUUAACAGAGAGUUUCCUCAUAGUUGUCUGUGGUCAGGGAGUUUUGGGAAAUGCCUGUCUGCUUCUUUUUUCUUUGUUUUUGGAGGCCUGCCACAAGAAUUUUUGUGGAUUAAAAGGUUAUGCAGCUCUGCAAUGGAAUUCAUUCCCAACAAAAAAAUAACUAAAAAUAAUUUGGUCACUAUGAGAAACUCUUCUCCAUUCUGAGCAGGCAGAGAGAGCCAUGUUUUUCCAGGAGUCAAUUUGAGCUACGUGACACAAAACGCAUUUGGGUUCUGGGAGGUUUCACUUCCCUACGUUAAAAACUGACUCAGUCCUAGGUGUUGCCUAGAGCUCUUCCUGCUCCCUGAGUGGGUUUUAGAGCCAGCUUAAAGGAGCUCAGCUGUUACAGUUUGGAUUGCAGACCAGCUGUGAAAUCUGCAGAGAAGAAUAAAAAAUGCACAUUUCAGACGUGGCUUGUUUUUUUGCCAGGAUCUUCAGUAUAAGGAAGUGAAAAAAACAUCUGUGAGUGUACGCACCAUUUUGCAGCUCCCCCUGACUGAGUGUUUCAAAGAUUGGGCAAGGAGGAAACCCCACCAGAGUAAUGCUGCAGCCAGAGGAGGUGGAUGUUAAAAGAGACCAGAAGAAAGGAAAAGCAGGGAUUGGCAAAGAUAAUGACUACUUAAUCACAAGUGAUUAUCAGUAGUUAUCCAUCUUCUCAACAUUUCAUAAUAUGAUUAAUCACUCAUGGAUAAACAGUCAUCACUAUCUUGAUGCAACCACUUGCACAACAGUCUCUCUGAAAUCUUCACUACAUUUACAAGAUGCCAAACAGUUCACUAAGCUAACAGGGACUCAGACUGUGUACAUGUUCCGGAGAUGUACUGUGGCUAUCUUCAUUAUCCUCACUUUGAUCAUCAUUUUUGCUUUGGCUGCUGCUCUGGGAGUUAAAAAAGACAAACUUCCUUCCACUUCCCAUCAAGUAACCUACCUGCUCGUCCCUGCAGCUUCCUGUCCAGAUGGUUGGAUUGGUUACAGAAGGAAAUGCUACUACUUUUCAGAGGAUGAGGGGAACUGGACAUUAAGCCAAAGCAUCUGCUCUUCAUACAAUUCCUCUCUCACUGUGAUUAAUAGCCAGGAGGACAUGAACUUUGUAAUGCGAUAUAAGGGCACCCUUGAUCAUUGGAUCGGACUAAGCCGAAAGCCAGGGCAGCCAUGGAAAUGGACAGACGGCACCGACUUCAACAACUGGUUUGAAGUAAAGGGAAACUCUCUUUGUGCUUACCUCAAUGAAUUUGCUGUCAGUAGUUCUGGAUGCUACACUGAGAGAAACUGGAUCUGCAGCAGGCCAGAUGAAUACACACAGAGGCAGCAAAAAGACUCAGAAGUUAUGGUCACCUAGGGGAGUGUUUCCUACAGACUGUCUACUGCAGUUGCUUUCCCUGGUUCAGAAGUCGCCUUGUUAGCACAGAUGAACGUUUCAGACUGCAUCUCAGACUCUGCAGCUCUUAAUGGUGUGCUUCUUUCAGCAUAGGGACUGGCUUCUGUGAUGCAUCAGGGUAUAGGCCUUUCCUCCUAGCCAGAGCCGUUCUCUCAUGACAGUCAUGCUGUGAAAGCGUUCUCUUCUCGCUGAUCUAAGGACCAAGGUCAUGCCUAAUGAGAACUGGAUUACUGACUUUUUCAUGCUGGCAGCAUUUGGGCAAGAGUCAUUCUGCUCUCCUUUCCAGAGAGGUUUGGUAUGGGAAUGGGCCGGUCGACUUGGGAAGGCAAAGUGAGGAAAAACUCAAGGAUGGAAUUCCGCAUCAGGACUGAACUCAAGCAAGUGUUGCUUGUGAAUACUGGUGCCACAGGUUACCUAUACAGGUCAGAUCACAAAUGACAGUGAAACCUUUUAAUAUUGUUACCACAGCAUCAUAAUAUUUCUGUACCAUCCAUGGCAUGUGAAGAAAAAUCUUUUCAAAACAUUUAAAUUAUUUUUGUAAUUCUGUAUGUACAACAAAGCCUUCAUUCACCAUUUUCCAAAUUAUUUCUGCCAAUGCUUUCACUCUUUCUGGACUAUGUUACUUAUUACUACACAAGGUAGGAUUCUAUUUGUAUUGGUAAAUGUCAAUAAAUAUUAAUUUCACCUCACACAGACCAACAAAAACUAUUUCCAUCAUUAAUAUUCAAAAUUUAUGGAAAGGGAACAUAAGAAAAGUGAUGGCUAAUGGAGUGUGUGACAACAGGGGGAGCAGUCCUACAUAACCAUCCUGACUGUAGUUUGGACUGUAACUCCCAGAAACCCCAAAGGACUUGGAACAAAGGAAGAGGAAGUACUACCAAAUGAACAAAAUUAUUAAAAGCAGAUAUGAUUUAUUGAUUUAUGGAUAUUUAUUUUUUAUAUUUUGACAUGUCAUUUGUAUAAAGCUUUUGACAGUAUGCUGUCAUUACUAAAUUGCCUGCCCCUACACACCCUUAUUUUGCACAAUCCUGAAAAUUGAAAUUGGUAGAAAUUGAAAUAAAUGCUUAAAAAUAAACAUAAAUGUUAUCCAUCAAAGUUAUGGAAAAAAUAAAAAUCUAAUUCUGCCAUGUAUACUUAUUACCCACUUUUCAAGACGGGGCCUCCCAGGCUGCAUCCACACAAGCAGAGGCAUGCAUUUGUAGCAGCACAAAUUUAUACCGCUACUUUGUGCUGCAGUACAUGCCCCUACUCGUGGUUUGCAGCAGGACACGUCCCACUGCUCCACGUGCUGCAAGUGGGGCUGGCUGGGGCGCACAGUGCUUCAGCAUAGGGUUAGCCAGCAGGCAGUCCCCAUGCUGAGACAACUUGUGCCCCAGCCAGUCAGGGAGUGGCAUGUGGAGAUGGCAGAGUAGGCAACCCAGAGCCCAGGUCAGGGUUUUGCCACAUUAAACACACCUCCUGUGCUCUGAAUGAGUGAAUUCCUCCUGGUUUGAACAGGGGUGGCCUAUUGUGGUGGGGUCUUUUCUGUGAACAUGUAAUCCAGUGCCUAGGGAUCUCGCAAAGCUUGUUUUCCAGACACUUUGACAAACAGAAGAAAAACCCAUUUUGAAAAAUCAGACAAGCUGGCUAUGUGGUUGUGGAUAGAUACAGACACCUCCAUUUUAAUGCAAUUUAUGACCAUACUUGAUAAAGAAGCCCUUUCCCACACACAGAUGCACUGUUAAUAAUGAUACACGGUGUUUGUGAUUCUAGAACAACCAGUCUUGUCUGAGCAUCAGUUAAGCAUGUAACCCCUUGUCUAUCAGCUCCUAAUUUGUCAAAUUAAAACAAGUUAUCAAAAAUGCCUCCUUGUAUCAUUACAGAAGACAGCUGCAAUUCAGCUGGGAGGUACAGCCCGUUAUCUGUAUGCUGAGGGGAUGGGAGAUCCUACCACUCUUUCUAACUGGGCAUCUAACUAUGCUGACUUCUGUGAAUCUCACCAGUAAGU